UCUACAAGCAUCCAUCCAUCGAUGUAUGUCUGCUGUCACCUGUACAGGCGGAUCAUUUGCGUGUGCGUACGUGUGUCCAUCUAAUGCAAUGCAAUGCAGUGACCUAUGCCUUCCCUUCGUUCGUUCGUUCGUUCCCAUUGGGACGACCAAGGAGCUCACUGACCUCUCACACACAGAUAAAGCACCCAGGCCGCUUCAUUCACAAGACACGAUCAUCCAUCCAUAUGCCACCCCAGCCCACCCCCUCCGGCACUCAUUUGACCACCAGGUUGACAAUCUUCUUUGGCACAUAAAUCUCCUUGACCACCCGCUGCCCCUGCUCCUCAACCCUCGCCAACACACCAGCCACCCUCGCGUCAUCCCGCAGCAGUCGCAACACGGCCUCCCUAUCUCCCGCAAUAGCCGCAGGCACCUCCAGCUGCCCCCUCAGCUUCCCGUUGACCUGCACCGGCACGGUGAUCGAGUCCUCCACAAGCAGGUCUUCCCUGUAGGUCGGCCACUUGGCUGCAGUGCUGAUGGAGUGCUGUGGGAGGGAGGGGUGGAGGACGGCCCACAGCUCUUCGCAUACGUGGGGGGCGAAGGGGCUGAGCAGCAGCACCAGGGGGGUGGCGACUUCUCUCGGGAGGUCGGGCCACUUGUAGACGGCGUUGAGGAACUCCAUCGAGGCCGAGAUGGCGUUGUUGAACUUGAGUCCCUCGAUGUCCUCCGUCACGCGCUUGAUCAGCUUGUGCAGCGCCUUGAGCUCAUCUCGUGUCGCCUCCCUCUCCGAGCAGCCACACCCACCAUCAGGAGAGACGAUCUUCCGCCACAGCCGGUUGAGGAAGCGGUGGACGCCCUCCACGCCCUUGGUGCUCCAUGGCUUGACGCUCUCCAGCGGGCCCAUGAACAUCAGAUACAGCCGCAACGAGUCCGCCCCGGUGGCGGCGAUGAUGUCGUCAGGGUUGACGACAUUGCCCCUGCUCUUGCUCAUCUUCUCGCAGCGGGAGACCACCUCGAUGGUCGGGUCGGCCUUGAGCACGAAGGCGUCACCCUUCUUGACCAGCUGCUCGUCGCCCACCCGCUCUGGCGUCAGCUCUUCUCCCGUUGAGGCGUCGGCUGGGGUGAGGCCGGACAUGUCGACGUCUCUGGCAGUCGCAUGUGCGCCGUCUUGCCUCCGGAAGACCGUGUGCUCCAUCGGGCCGAGAAUGAGCCCCUGGUUGACCAGCCGCUGGAAGGGCUCAGGUGUCGACACGACGCCCAGGUCGUAGAGGACCUUGUGCCAGAACCGGGAGUACAGCAGGUGCAGGACGGCGUGCUCCGUGCCGCCCACAUACAUGUCCACCGGCAGCCAGUACUUCUCCAGCUCGCCAUCGAUCGGCGCCUCCACGUUGCUCGGGUCCACAAAACGAAGAUAGUACCAGCACGACCCCGCCCACUGCGGCAUCGUGUUGGUCUCCCGCCGCACUGUCUGCCCGUCCACGGUCGUCGUGACCCAGUCGGUUGCCAGCGAGAGGGGGCCCUCGAUUGACCCGCUCGGCUUGAAGGAGUCCAUUUGCGGUAGAGUGAUGGGCAGGUCAGUCUCCGGCACCGGCAUGGCCUCGCCGGCGUCGUUGAAUACGACAGGGAAGGGCUCGCCCCAGUACCGCUGACGGCUGAACAGCCAGUCCCUCAACGCGUAGUUGGUCUUCUUGCGGCCCCUGCCAUUAUCCUCCAGCCAGGCCGUGAUCUUCUCUUUUGCGUCGGGGGCUGACAUGCCGUUGAGUGAGACGAGGUCGCUCUCAGAGUUGACCACGACGGUGUCUGCCGUCUCGGUGAAGGCCUCUUGCUGGAUGUCCCAUGAGUCGUCUCCAGCAGCGGCGAUCACCUGGACGAUGGGCAGGUGGUACUUGAGGGCGAACUCAUGGUCCCUGACGUCAUGGCCCGGCACAGCCAUGAUGGCCCCGGUCCCAUAGCCGCCCAGCACAUAGUCCGCCACCCAUAUGGGCACCCGCUCCCCGCUAACAGGGUUGACGGCCAAGGCACCAGUGGGCACGCCAGUCUUGGACUUGGUCUCGGUGCGCUCCAGGUCGCUCUUGGACGCAGCGGCCUCGACGUAUGCCGUGACGGCGGCUUCUUGGUCGGGUGUGGUGAGGCUGGCCACGAGUGGGUGCUCCGGUGCCAGUACGACAUAGGUGCAGCCGAAGAGAGUGUCGGGGCGGGUGGUAUACACACGAAUGGCGGCGUCGGGCAUGUCAGCCACCUGAACCACACACACACAGGGAGAGAGAGGGAGAAUAGGACAUUGCGUGAGCAUCUCAGUGUAGGUCUGGGGGUCUGUGUGUGGGGCUGUGUGUGUGUGUGUGACCUGGAAGUCCACUUCCGCGCCUUCUGAUUUGCCGAUCCAGUUCCUCUGCAUUUCCUUGACGUUGUCGGGCCAGUCGAGCAUAUCCAGGUCCUCCAGCAGGCGGUCCGCAUAGGCAGUGAUCUUGAGCAUCCACUGCUUCAUGGGCCGCCGGUAGACGGGGAAGCCGCCCCUCUCCGACUUGCCGUCUAUGACCUCCUCGUUGGCCAGCACGGUGCCCAGCUCGGGACACCAGUUGACGGGCACUUCCGCCUGGUAGGCCAGUCCUCUCUCGAAGAGCUUGAGGAAGAUCCACUGCGUCCACUUGUAGUAGGCCGGAUCGGUGGUCGACAGCUCCCUCUGCCAGUCGUAGGCGAAGCCCAGGCUCUUGAGCUGCUCCCUGAACCGGUCGACGUUCCGCUGCGUCGUGAUGGCAGGGUGCGUCCCCGUCUGCACGGCGUACUGCUCCGCCGGCAGCCCAAAGGCGUCCCACCCCAUCGGAUGCAGCACGUUGAAGCCCCGCAGCCGCUUGUACCUCGCCAGGAUGUCAGUGGCUGUGUAUCCCUCAGGGUGUCCCACGUGCAGGCCCGAGCCAGAGGGGUAGGGAAACAUGUCAAGCACGUAGUACUUGGGGCGGCUGGUGUCGAUGUCGGGCGGCGUGCGGAACGUCUGGUUAGCCUCCCAGAACUGCUGCCACUUCCUCUCUAUCUCGGCAUGAGGGUAAGCGGCCACGGCCGAUGCGAUAGAAGAAGAAGACGGCGACGAUACUGCCUCGUCAUCGACUGAUGCAGACGUAGCAGCUGCGGGCCGCUCUGCUUCGGCAACAGAAGCAGAAGAGCUCAUCUGCAGCCUCAAGUGCCGCGUUGCUGGUGGCCGCCUGCUGUUGCUGGUGAGAUCUGCUGCAUGCGGGGCGAGGAAAGCCGCUUGCCGCCUGCGGAUGUGGCCAGAAGUGCCUUGGACGAUGGGCCACAGCAGCGAGAGGAAAGGUACCAACCUCAUGAUCAUGCUGACGAAUUCAAGAAGAUCGUUGACCCGAUAGCGUCUGUCCAAGGCAGCGGCAGCAGAAAGUCGCUCAAACGUCGCGGCGGCGGAGAGAGU
Messenger RNA from Vitrella brassicaformis, 3397 nucleotides. The record is from the annotation of a GenBank genome assembly. NCBI's taxonomy places the organism in Eukaryota, Vitrellaceae.